Messenger RNA from Musa acuminata subsp. malaccensis (wild Malaysian banana), 1548 nucleotides. RefSeq names its product F-box protein At4g35930-like. Gene Ontology annotation, molecular function: protein binding. NCBI's taxonomy places the organism in Eukaryota, Viridiplantae, Streptophyta, Magnoliopsida, Zingiberales, Musaceae. The record is from RefSeq and is a predicted model, not a curated record.
CUACAUUAGAAACACUGAUGCUUUAUCCAUCUUUCUUUCUCUUUUCUUUUAUUCUAUAAAAAAUGGUAAGAAUCAGACUGCAAAUGGCUCUUAAAAACCUUGACAAAAACAUUGCCUUUAUGGAUGCAUAUGAAUUUACCAAUUUUUCAUUGCAGAUACUUAUCUUGUGUAUCGAGAAUUUAGUAUUAUCAAGAGUAGAAAUGUGGCCUUCACUUUCUUAUGUUUCUGUGUUACAGUAGUUCCUCAUGUAUCAUGCUUUGUUGCAUCAGGCUAAACCUACCUGUAUCUUAGUUCUCUGUUCGAUAAAGUACCAUAUUUUUUUUUUUGUGGAAUUAUCGAGUGACCCAUCUGACAUGAAAUUAUGUAUUUUUGGCUGAGUUAAAUUGUAGCUGGAAGUUUAGAAUGGUUGAAGGGAUACUGAAGAAGCAUAAGGAUUUCUGAUUUAUUUGUGUAUUCUAUGAGUGUUGAAUCUAUGGCUUUCAAACAAAAGAAGCGAGUGAAGAACACAAAGAACAAGUACCUAAAACCUGGUGCGCUUGCUCAGAUCCGAUAUAGCAGGAGCUCAAGCAAAUCGUGCACGGAUAUUGGGAAGAAAAGGAUCGUGUUGCAGUCAGAGAAGGCGAAGAUUGAUCUGCUUAAUCGGGAUGAGGUCAUUCAGAGCGAUUCACCGAUCGUGUCUCCCAUUAGGGUCAGCUCUCAUCUCGCAAUGGAUGAUGCUAAGCAGCAGAAGCUUCCUCUGACACCUAAAACACCACAGAGUGUAGAUUGUGAUAGUCAAUCAAGACUCGAAUCUCUUCCUAUGGAUAUUCUGGUCAAAAUCCUCUGCCACCUGCAUCAUGAUCAGCUACGAGCUGUUUUCCAUGUUUCCCAGAGAAUUCGAACAGCUGUACUACUGGCCAGGCAAUUGCAUUUCAAUUACACGACCCCAGACCGGUCCAGGCAAGAGAUGCUCAACACCAAGACUCCGGUGCCGACCGAACAUUGGCCUUUUGUGAGCAAGGCAAAUGGAAAGAGGCCAACCCCGCACACACCGAAAGCUCCAAGACACGGCCCUCGUCCUCGCCUGCACCUGAUGGACAUGAGGCAGAUCGCAGCUGUCCUGUUCCAGGAGUCGACACUCCGUCCGGGGCGAAUCAUGCCACCGGGUCUGCCGAGGCCAAUCUUCAAGCCCGUAGCUUCCACUCGAGUUCUGUUCUACGAGGACGAGCUGUGUCAGGCAGUAGCCCAGAAUAAGCUUCGCUGAGGUUUUCCCCUAUAUUUCUGCCUAUCAUAUGUAUAUGCCUUUUGGUCGUUCAUAAUCUGUAGGUGAGGUAGGAUUAUGAGCAAAGAACAAGUUGGCUACAAGUGCAUUAAAGAGGCAUCUGGCUUCUUUGUAUAGGUAGUUCUUCCUAUAUAUAUAUAUAUAUAUACACCAUGUUUUGCUUGGAUAAAGGCUGGGUUCUUGUAUAGAUCUUCCUAUAUAAAGUGUUUUGUUUGCCUCUUCUACUUGUUCCCAGGAUGUUCUAAACGGCUUAUUUCCGUGCUUAAUAAAUAAUGCAUCUAUGGAUA